Messenger RNA from Portunus trituberculatus (swimming crab), 1311 nucleotides. RefSeq names its product pre-mRNA-splicing factor ISY1 homolog. NCBI's taxonomy places the organism in Eukaryota, Metazoa, Arthropoda, Malacostraca, Decapoda, Portunidae. The transcript has 7 exons. Gene Ontology annotation, biological process: generation of catalytic spliceosome for second transesterification step; mRNA 3'-splice site recognition. Gene Ontology annotation, cellular component: post-mRNA release spliceosomal complex; Prp19 complex; post-spliceosomal complex. Bases 131 to 952 code for a protein of 273 amino acids. The record is from RefSeq and is a predicted model, not a curated record.
CUGACAACAACAACAGUUUACAGUGUGUGAGUGAAGCACGCUGGACCGCUGGGCGCCGCGCCUUGUGGGAGUGUUUGUCACCUGCACCUUAUUGUUUGUUAAGAAGCCUCAGUGUUGACCUCCCUAUAAAAUGGCAAGAAAUGCAGAAAAGGCAAUGACCACUCUGGCCCGGUGGCGUGCAGCACAGGAGGGAGGCGCUCAGCAGCAGAAGUCUCGCCGUCCAUACUUGGCCUCUGAGUGUGAAGACUUGCGGGAGGCUGAGAAAUGGAGGAACCAGGUGAUCUCAGAGGUGGCUAGGAAGGUCUCCCAGAUACAGAAUGCUGGUUUGGGUGAGUUUCGGAUUCGGGAUCUCAACGAUGAGAUCAACAAGUUGCUGAGAGAGAAGGGCCACUGGGAGGUACGCAUCAAGGAGCUUGGUGGCCCAGAUUAUGGUCGUGUUGGUCCCAAAAUGACAGAUAUGGAUGGACAGGAGGCACCAGGCAACAGAGGCUACAUGUAUUUUGGAGCUGCCAAAGACCUUCCAGGUGUGAGGGAGCUGUUUGAGCAGGAGCCGCCACCUCCACCACGCAAGACCAGAGGAGAACUAAUGAAGGAUAUUGAUGCUGAUUAUUAUGGUUACCGAGACGAUGACGAUGGCGUGCUCAUCCCUCUGGAGCGGCUAGAGGAAAAAACAGCCAUUAAAGCAGCCAUCAGAGAAUACAAGAAUAAAAAGUUGGCAGCCAUGAGUAAAAAUGAAGAUGAGGAAGAAACAGCAGAUCCAAUUAGAAUGGAGGAGGAAGAUGAGGAUGAGGAAAGUGAAGGUGAACAGAUAUCUCCUGAUGAAACAGACGAGAGGUCCGAGGUGGCACGCUUCAUGGCCCACGUCCCCAACAUCCCCAGCCAGGCUGAUAUUGAGGCAGCGCUGGUGGAACGUAAGAAGCGAGAGCUUUUAGAAACUUUCCUAGGAGAUUAAGAUUGUUCUUGUAUCUAUGUUAUUAUCCUUGUUGACAGCUUUAGGGCUGUUUUCUUCUUGCAUAUUUCUUAUUCCUUUUCUCAAUAUUUAGUGAUUGUACAUAAUAGUUGAACUUUUUUUGUUCCACUGUAGAUGACUUUUUUUUCUUUUUUUACAAUAACAAUUUUUACUCUGUAGGCUGUCAUAAGAAGCAGGGAUAAUUACUAGGCUAGACAAAGGUUAGGAAUAAAACACACGGCUAUGAAAAGUAUCUUUCGACAUAUUUUCUCUCUGAUCUACUAAUCAGUACAAAAAAAAAGUAUAGGUUUACUUUAAGUUUUCCUUUGUACUAUUUAUAAUCUAUAAAUAUUUUUAUGAUA